AAAGGGGCCGCAAGAAGGGAGUGCGGGGGGGCAGCUGACGCGGCUGCUGGUGCACCUGAUCCCCGUUGUAGAUAUCCAGGGCCUGACCGGUCUGCUCCACGAGACGGAGGCCAUGGUGCUCUCCAUCUCCGAUCAGUCCGCCCAGCAAGCCGCGCUUGCGGAGCUGUACGAAGUCCUCGCCACGAACGAGGACUACACGCGCAAGGCGCACUGCAGCGUGUGGUACCAGGUGACUCGCGGCGAAGUGCGUACAGCAGUUUCGGGCGAGAGUGAAGUAUGGGAAGGCGGGGGCGGCGAGGAUAAAGUCGAAGGACGGGGCGGGGGGGCGGUCUUGGCUGCGGACGUGGGGGCUCCCACGGCCGAGGCAGAGCGUAGGGGGCGAAGAUGCAAUUACAUAACAUUUGGUCUAAUGGACUUUGUGCAAUCCGUCCUUCUCUUUCCAACAUGA
Molecule: messenger RNA, 448 nt
Organism: Klebsormidium nitens
Lineage: Eukaryota; Viridiplantae; Streptophyta; Klebsormidiophyceae; Klebsormidiales; Klebsormidiaceae
Source: the annotation of a GenBank genome assembly